UAGGAAGCAUGUAUGUAAAUAAACGUGUACAGCUUUCCUCUGAUAUCAGUGUCAAACAUUUUACUAAAUUCUGCACUUCCAUUGGUAUACUUCAUGUUUUUCUGAAAACUGGAAAUGUACUCGGAAGGCAAGAAUACUGAAAAUGAAGACAUUCUUCCGUUUCCGGCUGAGGACCUGCCGAAACAUGUGCUCAGGAAGUGCGAAGACGAACUGAAUGAGACUCCGGACAGAAAAGAAAAGGCUCUUCAGGAGCUGCGAACUAUGCUACAAAAUAACCCGGAAACAACUGGAAUUAACUUCUAUGAAGAUUUCUUGACUCAGUUUCUGAGACGGAACAAAUACAGAAUGAAAGACGCUUACCAGAACGUUCUCAACCUCGUGGACAUCACCAGAAAAGAAAGCCUAUUUAUAAGAAAUGCGGACAUGUACCUCGAUUCACCAAUGACGAGAGCUCUCUUGCUACUUCCCAAGAAGUGUCCGGACGGAUGCACCGUUAUUAUAACCCGAUUCGGAAAAUGGAAUCCUAAUGAGAUACCAUUUGAACAUAUGAAGUCGAUGCUUGCCAUUUCCAUCCUUCAGCUUCUGCGAGACCCCGUGACACAAAUCAGUGGCAUCAAGUUCAUUCACGACUUCAAAGGAGCUUCUGUACAGCAUCUUAAAUACUGUUCUCCCCGAAAUCUACAUCUGUUGUACCAUGGGGCAAUUAACUGCUUACCAGGAAGGUAUAAAGCGAUUCAUUGUGUGAACGAAUCCUUUGUAUUGAAAACUAUAUGGGCAUUAAUGAAGCCAUUUUUAUCCGAGAAGUUAAAAAAUAGGGUGGUUUUCCAUUCAAACUCGGAAGGGUUGUUUGAUUAUUUUCCACGUUCUAUGAUUCCUGCUGAAUAUGGUGGAACUCUCCUUGAUAAUGAUAUAAAAGAUUGGAUUAGAAUGGCCUAUAAAUGUCAUGAAGGAUAUACCGUAGCAGGCCAACCAAACUUCUACUAAUAUUAAAAAUCUUUUCUUCUUUUUCUGAUUAAUUGUUAAAUGAUUGAUAUUAAUUUUAUUCGAAGAUUUGUGCAGUUUUAGAAAAUAAAUUUUAAGAAAUUCA
Argiope bruennichi is the source of this 1087-nucleotide messenger RNA. Its product is annotated as alpha-tocopherol transfer protein-like. Gene Ontology annotation, molecular function: phosphatidylinositol bisphosphate binding. NCBI's taxonomy places the organism in Eukaryota, Metazoa, Arthropoda, Arachnida, Araneae, Araneidae. Gene Ontology annotation, cellular component: membrane. The coding region runs from base 115 to 984 and encodes 289 amino acids. The transcript is spliced from 6 exons. The record is from RefSeq and is a predicted model, not a curated record.